UAAGGCUAAACGAGUUAACGAGAUGUAUUUCGGUUCCGCUCCCCUUUCUUUCAGCAAAGGAGAUCUCGUCCCGUUGCUUCCAAUUUCAAAGCAUCCCUCACAGAAUAAUCGCUACUACCACUAAUUUUGUAUAGAAAAUAAAAUUAGUACUCCGUAGUAGUAUAAAACUGCUCUUCAGAUCUCAUCUUUCUAUCCCAAAGCCCAGUGGAUUCUGUCGUUCCUCUGCUCCCCUUACAGAAAAGGGCGCCAGUUCAUCCGCUUCCGUUCCUAGUUCUUACCACCAACGAAGAAGAUAUUACUUCUUGCUCCGCUCGGCCCAUCGCAAAUCUCUCCUUUGCCCCCUCGCUGCUCGUCUUGACUCGCCCCCCUCAGCUCGCAAGCGCUCCUAGGUUACUUGGAUCGGUGCGACGAGUCCAUUUUCGUGCUCUUCGGAGUUCCGGAUCCAGGAGCCGCCCGGGGGUUCUUGGCCUUGGAUCUCCUGCCUGCAAUGGCUGCCCUAGUGGAGCUCUUCCUGAGAUCCUCUUCGUCGUCCGCGCCGGUGGACUGGGAGGCGGAGGCCUACCCGGCGUACGGCGACUACGCCGUGCUCCCCUUCCUCGUCGCCUUCUUCCCCGCCUUGCGCUUCCUCCUCGACCGAUUCGUCUUCGAGGUAUUAGCAAGAAGACUUAUAUUUGGAAAGGGGUAUGACAAGCUUGCCGAAACAGAUGAAAGGAGAAAGAAAAUCAAUAAAUUUAAGGAGUCGGCAUGGAAAUUUGUUUAUUUUCUAUCUGCAGAAUUGCUUUCAUUAUGUGUAACAUACAAUGAGCCAUGGUUUACGAAUACCAGAUACUUUUGGGUAGGGCCUGGCGAUCAGCUCUGGCCUGAUCAAAAGAUGAAACUGAAGCUUAAGGCUGUAUACAUGUAUGCCGCUGGAUUUUACACGUAUUCCAUCUUUGCACUCCUGUUCUGGGAAACAAGACGCAAGGACUUUGGGGUCUCGAUGUCUCACCACGUGGCAACUGUUGUUCUGAUUGUUAUGUCCUAUAUUUGCAGAUUAUCUCGUGCUGGCUCAAUCAUUUUGGCCAUCCAUGAUGCAAGUGAUAUAUUCCUAGAGAUCGGAAAGAUGGCCAAGUAUAGUAGCUGUGAGGGGCUUGCUGUUGUGGCAUUUCUACUUUUUGUGGCUUCGUGGAUCAUUCUCCGGCUAAUGAUAUUCCCUUUCUGGGUCCUAAGAAGCACAAGCUAUGAAGUAGCUGUGAUCCUGGACAAGGAGAAACAUCAAUUUUACAGCUCGGUAUACUACUAUCUUUUCAACAGUCUCCUGUUCUCACUUCUAGUCCUUCACAUAUAUUGGUGGGUACUGAUUUACCGGAUGCUAGUAAAACAAAUCCAGUCCAGAGGACGUGUUGGCGAUGAUGUUCGAUCUGAUUCUGAAGGCGAAGAUGAUCAUGAAGAUUAAUCUGUAGGUUCUUGCAUGUUUAACUGAAGAACUAUAUAUUGUGUUCAUACAGCAGGAUACAUCACCUAAACACUGAGUUCACUUGAUCAGAUCAUUUUUGUAGUGUCAAACAUGGCAGACGUUAAUGACGAGUUGCUACUGAAGAUAAUUGUGCUGUCACAUGCCUGUAUGAAGCAAAAAUUGAUUUGCAUUUUCCCUUAGAUGCUCGUUUGUAUAAAAGAGAGAACAUAUUAAGUUUUUUUCACUCUAGUAAGGAUUGGCUCAAUGCAAUUAUGUAAUAUGCUGUAGAGUGUCAGAUGUCAACUUGGCGUAUCUUGCAUUC
This is a messenger RNA of Brachypodium distachyon (stiff brome), 1757 nucleotides long. Its product is annotated as ASC1-like protein 1. Gene Ontology annotation, molecular function: sphingosine N-acyltransferase activity. The record is from RefSeq and is a predicted model, not a curated record. Gene Ontology annotation, cellular component: membrane; endoplasmic reticulum. Gene Ontology annotation, biological process: ceramide biosynthetic process. The coding region runs from base 488 to 1435 and encodes 315 amino acids. NCBI's taxonomy places the organism in Eukaryota, Viridiplantae, Streptophyta, Magnoliopsida, Poales, Poaceae. The transcript has 6 exons.